Messenger RNA from Drosophila hydei, 1709 nucleotides. Its product is annotated as four and a half LIM domains protein 2-like. The transcript is spliced from 6 exons. The record is from RefSeq and is a predicted model, not a curated record. Bases 207 to 1214 code for a protein of 335 amino acids. Lineage: Eukaryota; Metazoa; Arthropoda; Insecta; Diptera; Drosophilidae. Gene Ontology annotation, cellular component: nucleus; Z disc. Gene Ontology annotation, molecular function: transcription coregulator activity.
GAAACGCGUCAGUUGGCAUCACGACUCGGCAAAGUUCAAAACGUUUCGCGAACACUUUUCGGCUAGCAUCAAGUUUUAGUCUUUUUUUCUGCAUUUGUAUAGGGAAAGUUCAGUCGGUCAUUAGAGUGCAAAUUGGGUUUUUAUUGGGGAAUUUUCGAGUUAAGAUUGGCAGAUUUUUGAAUUUUGAGUUUUGAGUGCGGCACAAAAUGGCGGAUGUGGAAAUUAUGCAAACGAUGACGGAAGUCAAGAAAACGAAGAAGGUCAAGAAGUCGUCAAAACGUCGCGAAUCCGAAGUGCAAAUCAGCGAGGUGGAUGCCACCAACGAGGAAAGGGGUGGCGAAUACACAAAGGCCAUGGACAAGGACUGGCACUCGGGUCACUUCUGCUGCUGGCAGUGCGAUGAGAGCCUAACUGGACAGCGUUACGUCAUCCGGGACGAUCAUCCCUAUUGCAUCAAGUGCUACGAGAACGUCUUCGCCAACACGUGCGAGGAGUGCAACAAGAUAAUUGGCAUCGAUUCGAAGGAUUUAUCGUACAAAGACAAGCACUGGCACGAGGCCUGUUUCCUCUGCUUCAAAUGCAAUUUGAAUCUGGUCGACAAGCAGUUUGGAGCGAAGGCCGAUAAGAUCUAUUGUGGCAACUGCUACGAUGCGCAGUUCGCGUCCCGUUGCGACGGCUGCGGCGAGGUAUUCCGUGCAGGCACCAAGAAAAUGGAAUACAAAACCCGGCAGUGGCACGAGAACUGCUUCUGCUGCUGCGUCUGCAAGAUGGCCAUUGGCACGAAGUCGUUCAUACCGCGUGAGCAGGAGAUCUACUGCGCCGGCUGCUACGAGGAGAAGUUUGCCACGCGCUGCAUCAAGUGCAACAAUGUCAUCACCUCUGGGGGCGUGACCUAUAAGAAUGAACCGUGGCAUCGCGAGUGCUUCACGUGCACCCACUGCAACAUCACGUUGGCCGGGCAGCGGUUCACUAGCCGCGACGAGAAGCCCUACUGUGCCGAGUGCUUUGGCGAGCUGUUCGCUAAACGUUGCACCUCGUGUGUGAAGCCCAUUACAGGCAUUGGCGGCACUCGCUUCAUUUCGUUCGAGGAUCGGCACUGGCAUCACGAUUGCUUUGUCUGUGCCAGCUGCAAGGCCAGCUUGGUGGGACGCGGCUUCAUCACCGACGGCCCCGACAUCCUGUGCCCCGACUGUGCCAAGCAGAAGCUGAUGUAAAGCGCGAACGCCCCCCGCCCCUCCCACUCCAAUCAAAUCAAAUCAAAAUGGAUCAAAAACUGGGGCCAAGUGCCAGCGAUAAUUAGCCAUAAAAAAUCGAGAAAAAAAUGGAUCAAAAAUCAGAAUAUGUAUUAAACGAUAUAUAUAUCUAUAUAUAUAUAUAUAUAUGCAAACAAAAUAAUGCCUUACACAUAUAUUAGAUAUCGAGAAUUAGCUAAAACAAAAAAACAAACAGCAAAGGAAAUCCUAAAACAAAGCAAAACUUUUUAUGUAAAAUUUGAGAAACGCUCGAAACGUUAUGGAGCGAUAGCAGCAACACUUGAUAUUUGAUAUUAUUUUUGUGCUUUAUUUGUCGAAUUGUAUAAAAUUAUAAAAUAUAUAAUUAUUUAUUAUUUGUAAUUGCAUUUGAGCGCGCGAUAAACCGAAAAACGGAGCAGGAGAAAACUAAAACAAAAGCAAACAAUGGAAAAACUUGUAACUAUUGUAUGUAAAUGU